CCAUGAGGCAGGUUGUCCCGGGGCAGUUUGACGACGCGGACUGCUCCGACGGUGAACUUACCCAGGAUACAGAAACAACUGAAGAAGGUGAAGUAUCCAAGAAUUACCAGUCAUGUUUGUGUGAAGAGAUUAACUCUGAGGAUGGAGAUGAUCAUUACAACGAUGAAGAGGAAGACGAAGAUGAAGACUGGGACUGGGAUGAUGAGAUGGGAAGACUGAUGAAGUGCCACAAUACUGCUGUGAGAUGCAAUCCACAGGCAAAUAGGCAGACUCCUAGUUGCAACGCAGCAAAAAUGUCUACCCCUACAGACAAGGCUUUAAGGAAAUUUGAACAUAAAAUUAAUUUAGAUAAGCUGAAUUUUGAUGAUUCCGUUAUAAACCGAGUCACAGAAAAGUCUAGACAAAAAGAAGCAGACCUGUAUCGAGUCAAGGAUAAGUCAGAUAGAGCAACAGUAGAACAGGUAUUGGAUCCAAGAACUCGAAUGAUUCUGUUCAAGAUGCUAACUAGAGGCGUCAUAUCAGAAAUCAAUGGCUGCAUCAGCACAGGGAAAGAAGCUAAUGUAUAUCAUGCCAGUACUGCAAAUGGAGAAAACAGAGCAAUAAAGAUUUACAAAACUUCUAUUCUGACGUUUAAAGAUCGGGACAAGUAUGUGAGUGGUGAAUUCAGAUUUCGUCAUGGAUAUUGCAAAGGCAACCCAAGAAAAAUGGUGAAGACGUGGGCUGAAAAAGAAAUGAGGAAUUUAAUAAGGUUGACUACAGCUCAAAUACCUUGCCCAGAGCCAGUUAUGCUAAGAAGUCAUGUGCUUGUCAUGGGCUUUAUUGGUAAAGGUGAUAUGCCUGCUCCUCUGCUGAAGAACGCUCAGUUGUCUGACUCAAAAGUCCGGGAGCUCUACCUGCAAAUCAUCCAGUACAUGAGAAGAAUGUAUCAAGAUGCCAGGCUCGUUCAUGCAGAUCUCAGUGAAUUUAAUAUGCUGUACCACGGCGGCGCGGCGCACAUCAUCGACGUGUCGCAGGCGGUGGAGCACGACCACCCGCACGCGCUGGAGUUCCUGCGCAAGGACUGCGCCAACGUGAACGACUUUUUUCAAAAGCGCAAUGUUGCGGUGAUGACAGUGAGGGAGUUGUUUGAGUUUAUUACUGAUCCUUCUAUUACAAGUGAGAACCUGGAUGAUUAUCUCUCUAAGGCAAUGGAAAUCGCAUCCAAAAGAACAGAGGAGGAAAGAUCCAGUCAAGAUAAAGUGGAUGAGGAAGUUUUUAAGAAGGCUUACAUACCUCGAACGUUGACUGAAGUUAAAAACUAUGAAAGAGAUGUGGAUAUAAUGAUGAAAAUUCUUUAUCAGACUGUGACAGGAUUGAAGAAGGAUUUGUCUGGUGUUCAGAAGGAGAGGAAAAAGAUGGUUAAAGAAGCCCAAAGAGAGAAAAGGAAAACCAAAAUUCCAAAACAUGUGAAGAAGCGGAAAGAAAAAACUGCCAAAAUGAAGAAAGGCAAAUAAAAUUGGCUCUGACUGGGGGAAAUCGGGUGGUGGUUGUGGGCUAU
Messenger RNA from Tinamus guttatus (white-throated tinamou), 1537 nucleotides. The record is from RefSeq and is a predicted model, not a curated record. NCBI's taxonomy places the organism in Eukaryota, Metazoa, Chordata, Aves, Tinamiformes, Tinamidae.